CCAGUUCAAUGUUUAAUGGCCAUCGCCUAUUUCAGGACUUCUACCAGAGGUGGUUUUUUCUCCUUUCCUGAUUUUCUUCUGUUAUCGAAGCAGGAUACUCCAAAAGCCAUGGGCAUUCUCGACCACCUCUGGGAUGACACGUUCGCCGGACCUCUGCCGGAAACCGGCCUCAGCAAGCUCCGGAAGUCGUCGACCUUCAGUUACCGUGGCAAAGAAUCUGACGGAGGGAGCGAGCGAUCGGACGGCGGGGAUUCGUCAGACGAUGUGAUGAAGGUGAGCAGGAGUAUAAUGAUAGUGAAAGCUGCCGGAAAUCCGUUGCCAGGGAACGGAUCGCCGCCGUCUUCGCCGGCCGGAUCUACACCGCCGGUGUCUCAGUUUUCUGGAAGGAGGGAAUGGAGCCGUAUUCUAAGGUCAGAUACUCAAGAAAGAAUUUUUCUUCUACUACUCACGUUGACGUGGGAGAUUUGAGUACAUUUUUUUGACAAUCUCAUACAAGAGAGUAAGAAAAGGGGGUGUAUACAUGUACGUAUUUGUAUAUAGGUAUGCGGUUUUGUGGGUGUUUUUGUAAAAGAGGUGGGUGUUUAUUGUAAGAUGUUUGUUUGUUUUAUGUACAGUAGAUUGUAAGAAGGUUGAUGGAUGUUUUGUGGGA
This is a messenger RNA of Magnolia sinica, 649 nucleotides long. RefSeq names its product dormancy-associated protein homolog 3-like. The record is from RefSeq and is a predicted model, not a curated record. The transcript is spliced from 3 exons. Bases 16 to 468 code for a protein of 150 amino acids. Lineage: Eukaryota; Viridiplantae; Streptophyta; Magnoliopsida; Magnoliales; Magnoliaceae.